Messenger RNA from Chlorocebus sabaeus (green monkey), 5114 nucleotides. It is a transcript of the gene ZNF397, whose product is annotated as zinc finger protein 397. The record is from RefSeq and is a predicted model, not a curated record. Gene Ontology annotation, molecular function: DNA-binding transcription factor activity, RNA polymerase II-specific; RNA polymerase II cis-regulatory region sequence-specific DNA binding. Lineage: Eukaryota; Metazoa; Chordata; Mammalia; Primates; Cercopithecidae. Gene Ontology annotation, biological process: regulation of transcription by RNA polymerase II.
UUGUGGCUUGCCGCUCUGGGUCGGCGGCUCAUUCCCUGGCCGCUCCUGGGCUUCGCGGUGAGGGAUUUGGGCCCCUAGGAAGGGGGAGGUGGGGUUAGGAGCGCGGGCCGGACAGUGGAGGAGCCCCGCUGCUCGGCCUGCCCAUCCCCAGGUCUCGGCCCCUUGGCCCGCGCGGCGUCUCCAAGCGAGUGGGGAACUUAGAGGAGGCCAGCACUCAAAACCCUGCUUUCCAAAGGAAAACGCAGUUCCCCUGACCCCGUGACUUGGCAAAUGCUGCGGGUUUAACCAAGGAUAUAAAAAUAGAAGUGCUAGUUAGUGCAGCCUAACUGGUUAAUAAACCUUAAAUUUGUAGGCUAAAUAUGCUAAUUAAUCUCUAACGUUAACAGUAGUGUGAGGAAUGAAUUUUACUCAUCUGUCCUGACAAACUAAGGGCAUACACUCCUAUCGAUAUCUCGCCAUCCUAAAAUCAGGUCGUUUGGUCUGUGUCACAACAUUUAAUACAAUAACUAUUUGUUACCAUAUUUUGCUUUUGAACAUUUUUACUCCUGGGAUAUUCUAGGCUUUUUCAGAACUGAUACUGAUCUUUUUGCUGCUUUUGUGUAUGUGGUACCUAUCAUGUUUUUGAACACGUGGAAAGAAGAGAUUACUCACACUCCUCCUCAAGCACCGAACCCAGUUGUACUGAGCUUUUUGCUAAGCUGUUUCAGCCAAGAAUGGCUGUGGAAUCUGUAGCGAUUUCAACCCUGAUACCUCAGGAUCCUCCAGAACAAGAACUAAUACUAGUGAAAGUAGAAGAUAACUUUUCCUGGGAUGAGAAAUUUAAGCAGAAUGGGAGUGCUCAAUCCUGCCAAGAAUUGUUUCGUCAGCAGUUCAGAAAGUUUUGCUACCAGGAGACACCUGGGCCCCGGGAGGCUCUGAGCCAACUCCAAGAACUUUGCUAUCAGUGGCUAAUGCCAGAGUUGCACACAAAGGAGCAGAUCUUAGAACUGCUGGUACUGGAGCAGUUCCUGAGCAUUCUGCCUGAGGAGCUGCAGAUCUGGGUUCAGCAACAUAAUCCAAAAAGCGGCGAGGAAGCUGUGACCCUGUUGGAGGAUUUGGAGAGGGAGUUUGAUGACCCAGGGCAGCAGGUCCCAGCUAGUCCACAGGAACCAGCAGUGCCAUGGAAGGAUUUAACAUGUCUCAGAGCAUCCCAAGAGUCACCAAACAUCCACCUCCAGCCCUUAAAGACACAGCUGAAAUCCUGGAAAUCGUGCCUUUCCCCUAAAAGUGAUUGUGAGAACAAUGAAACAGCAACAAAGGGCAUCUCAGAAGAAAAAUCACAGGGACUCCCUCAGGAACCUUCAUUUCGAGGAAUUAGUGAGCAUGAAAACAAUUUAGUGUGGAAGCAAGGAAGUGCUACAGGGGAGAAACUAAGAUCUUCUUCCCAAGGGGGCAGUUUUAAUCAAGGGAUCUUCACAAACAAAUCUCUAGGAAAGAGAGAGCUUUAUGAUGAGACUGAAAGAUGCUUGAUUCUAACUACAGACUCUAUAAUGUGUCAGAAUGUUCCUCCAGAAGAGAGACCUUAUAGAUGUGAUGUAUGUGGGCACAGCUUCAAGCAGCAUUCCUCUCUAACACAACAUCAGAGAACCCAUACUGGAGAGAAGCCCUAUAAAUGUAACCAGUGUGGGAAAGCCUUUAGUUUGAGGUCCUAUCUUAUUAUUCAUCAGAGAAUUCAUAGUGGUGAGAAAGCAUAUGAAUGUAGUGAAUGUGGGAAAGCUUUCAAUCAGAGCUCAGCCCUCAUUAGACAUCGGAAAAUCCAUACUGGUGAGAAGGCUUGUAAAUGUAAUGAGUGUGGCAAAGCAUUCAGUCAAAGUUCAUAUCUCAUUAUACAUCAAAGAAUUCACACUGGUGAGAAACCUUAUGAGUGUAAUGAGUGUGGGAAAACCUUUAGCCAGAGCUCAAAACUCAUUAGACAUCAGCGAAUUCACACAGGAGAGAGACCCUAUGAAUGCAAUGAAUGUGGAAAAGCUUUCAGGCAAAGCUCAGAGCUGAUUACUCAUCAGAGAAUACAUAGUGGAGAGAAACCCUAUGAAUGUAAUGAAUGUGGAAAAGCUUUCAGUUUGAGCUCAAACCUUAUCAGACAUCAGAGAAUUCAUAGUGGGGAGGAACCUUAUCAGUGUAAUGAAUGUGGCAAAACCUUCAAAAGGAGCUCAGCCCUUGUUCAGCAUCAGAGAAUUCAUUCUGGGGACGAAGCUUAUAUAUGUAAUGAAUGUGGGAAGGCAUUCAAGCACAGAUCAGUCCUUAUGCGCCAUCAGAGAGUCCACACUAUAAAGUAAUUUGUGAAUACUGUGAAUAGUGUAAAUACUUAAGUCAAAUUUUUAUGUUUGUUAGUCAAAAGAGUUUACUUUGGAGCAAAACUCCAUAAAGGUUAUAAAAUACUAGGUCUUGAGUCGAGCUUGCUUUGUACAGUAUUUCCCAGUGCUAAAGUGUCCUUUGAAAGCUUUUCCUGUGUCUAAUCAGAACAGAAUACAAGAAUCAUUACUUCCAGCUCUUCUGUUAUUAGGAAUACUCAGGAAAUAUGAAAAACGGGACUGUAACAUUGAAAUCUGACUUUGUAUGGAAGCGUCAUGAAAAGAAUAUAGCAACCUAGGCUCUGCCACCGCAUCUGAUUGUGAGUGUACCAGGUUAUGGGGCUGGUGUGGACUGUGCGAGGCACUUUGUCUCAGGAACUAAAAACAAAAAUUUACUGACCCAACAAAGAACAGUGACAGAGCAGCAAGAAAGGUGGGGAAAUGGCUUCAUCAAUGAUUUGUUGAGCCCAGGGCAGGCCAGGAAUUAGAUAGGCGUGAGAAGAAAGAAUAUAAUUUACCCAAAGGUUAUUUUUUGAGUACCUACUUUAUCCCAGGGACUAGGAAUACAGUGGAAAACAAGACUGUAAUUUCUAUAGUCUAAUGGGCAAGGCAGCCAAACAGGCAGUGAAAGUGGAAUGCUCCUAUGUGACCUUAAGGAGCCUCUGACUCAGCCUUGGAUAAGGAAAUGGGGGAAAUGGCCUGAAGGAUGAGGAGGAGUUAGCCAAGGUGGUACUCCAGGGAAGAAGAUUCCCAGUAAAGAACAGUAGCCAAAGGCCAGAAACAAAGUGUGGAGCAUUCCUUGAGUUCCUGAUGUAGUGAGGUCUUGUCAGAGAUGUCUGGGUCUGGCCAGACUCUUAAGCAGUGCCAAUGGAGAAGUUCCUGUUAAUAGACAAAACCUGGAGCCCUUGGACCACAGGGGAGUCAAGAGCUUUGUCUUGGUUUAUGUGACCCCAGGGAAAGGGCAAAUAUGUGGUUUCCUUGCCACACCUGUAGGCUAUCCUAGAACUUCCAUGAGGGUAGUGGUGGGAAUGAGGGUGAGAAAGAGCCUAUACCUAUACCUCAAGAGUCUGAGUGUUAAGACUGUCUCUCCCAUCCUUAAGAUUCUCCUUUGAUUCUAAAGACAAUAUCAGAGUUGCUGUCAGGUUUCCUAUAAUUUCCAAGACUCUAGAUCAGAAGCUGCCAUAUCAUUUGUUUCUGGGGCUGUAUUCCCACGAUUCCUAGUACAUUCCCUUGGGCUUUGGUGCUCAAAAAGUAUGUCAGUUGCUGGGUCUGUGACGUUCUUUGGGCACCUCGCACAUGUUCAGUUUUGUUUUAUGUCACCAGUAUUUCACAAUAUCUUUUGCAAUAUUUUUUUUUUUGAAAUGGAGUUUCGCUCUUGGUGCCCAUGCUGGAGUGUAAUGGCGUGAUCUUGGUUCACCGCAAACUCCACCUCCUGGGGUCAAGCGAUUCUCCUGCCUCAGCCUCCUGAGUAGCUGGGAUAACAGGCAUGCAUCACCAGGGCCAGCUAAUUUUGUAUUUUUAGGAAAGGCAGGGUUUGUCCAUGUUGGUCAGGCUGGUUUCCAACUCCCAACCUCAGGUGAUCCACCCACCCCGGCCUCCCAAAGUGCUGGGAUUACAGGCAUGAGCCACCAUGCCCAGCCAUCUUUUGCAAAUUUUAUUAAAGACUGCUAAAAGAAAAUGACAACUGAAACUAAUGGUCACAAUCAGUGGAGACUUCCCUUUUCUAAGGGGCCUAGCAGGAAGAGAAUAUUUAGACUGAUGCUUAGUGUAAGAUGGAAUGUUGUGCAGGUUAACCAGCAACACAAAGACAUAUUCAAAAGACCUAAUAGGUAGGAAGAAUAACACACCACACCAAAAACAAAUCUGUGUGGAAAUCUAGAAUCCUGUGCAUAAAAAAAGAAUUUUCAUGAGGAUAAAAAGAAGCAAAGAGAAGUAAUGCUCUUAUUGGGCAUACAUCAGUGAACAUGUGCUAACCAGUAAGAAUGGCAGGAGGCCUAAAUGCCCAUGUUUGGGGAGAGAAUGUGAAAAAAUGGAUGGGAUUAUUUGGAAAAGAUGUAAGAUAUUAAAAUACAUGGUAAGAGCUACUCAACUCUUAUUUUCCUCCUCUUCCACAGAUAAAGACCUGAACAAACUGAAAAGGUAGGACAUUAAGUAGGAAUUGUAUAUUGUAAAACGGAAAUACUCUUUAUGUAAGAAAGCUCUACUGUAUGUUAGUAAGCAGUGUAAUAGAUAGGCCAAGCACAGUGACUCACACCUAUAAUCCCAGCACUUUGGGAGGUCAAGGCUGGAGGAUUGUUUGAGUCUAGGAGUUCAAGCCCAGCCUGGGCAGCAUAGUGAGACACCAUCUCUACAAAAUAUAAACAGCAUUUGCCAGACGUAGUGUAUGCCUGUAGACCCAACUAUUUGGGAGGCUGAGGUAAGAGGUUUGCUCAAGCCCUGGAGGUUGAGGUUUCAGGGAGGCAAGAUCACACCACUGCACUCCAGCCUGGGAGAGCAAGACCCUGUCUCCAAACCAAAAAAAAAAGGAAAAAAAAUAAAUGUCAUAGAGACUUGCUAAGGGCUUUGUAUAUAAUUAUUAAUGUUAUAAUGUUAUUUCUCAUCACAGCGUGUAUGUAGCAGAUGAGGAGAUGAAGGCUAAAGGUCAUAUAUCCAAAAAAUGGGGAGGUCAGACUUUGAACCCACAACCUGACUGUGGAGCCACUUCAGCAUAUUCUCUCCCCAUAAGAAAGUUCCAAUAGAAAAAAAAAAUGCUACUUAAGUAGGGAAAUCACAAAAUAAGUGCCA